GGGAAAACAAAUCUUGAGAUGGUUCAGUGCAAUCAAACACUUUUAUAUUUUUCGGAGAAAUAAGUACAAAGAUUGAGCCGAAUAAGUAAGCUAGCUAUUUAUAUCUGAUCGUGACACAUACAGUGCAGUGAUGAUGCAGUGACAAACAUGCAAUCAGUGAACCAGUCCACGUCCCUCUAACCCUUCAGAUCACACUCGCCUGUAGUUGUUGAUAUUCCAACUCGAUUUCAUCCCAUUCAGUUUGUAGUCUCGGGAAAGACAUGGUGGGACGGAGUCUACGAUAGAUAAUGCAGCAGAUGACUCAACACACUCUUCUCCCUUCUCGGAAGUGCUGCGUUGGGUUGUGUUUUGUCGGCGUGUUUGCGUAAGAAUGUUUAGGUUUUGUUAUUCAUGUAGGUCUACCCCAAGGCAUGCCAUUUCUGAAGAACACCAACAAAGUCCAACCCCUGGCCAAGUUAUGGGACACGAAGGCCCAGAAAAAUGGACAGCGUAAAACAGUGUACUCUGUAAAUGGAGAUAAAUACACCGGGGAAUGGCAGGACAACAAGAAACAAGGAAAAGGAACUCAGAUUUGGAAAAAGGCAGCUGCGAUCUAUGAUGGAGACUGGAAGCUUGGAAAGCGCGAGGGAUAUGGCACUUUCAGCAAACUAUGUCCAAAAACCAACCGAUAUGCAAGACUCUACUCUGGUGAAUGGAAAAAUGACAAAAAACACGGACAGGGAACAUACUACUACAGCACGACGGAUGCAUAUAAGGGCGAGUGGAGGGAUGGCCGGAGGAGUGGCCGGGGGAGAAUGCACUAUGACAACGGAGACAUAUACGAGGGGGCGUGGCUUCACGACAAGCAUCACGGAUUGGGGAUGAUCCAGCUGGCAAACGGAAACCGAUACGAGGGCAGCUGGCAGGACGGAAAGAAGAAUGGCCAAGGAAGGUUCCUAUUCUGGGAGCGAGGUCAGAUUUACAAAGGCCUCUGGGUGGACGGAGUCUGUAAAUGUGGUACACUGUCUGAUUACGGAAGAGAUGACGCUCCAAUGCCAUCCAAGAGUCCCUUCCCAAAGGUGGGGCUGUUGGAUGCACAGUCGGUUUUGAUGGAGGCAGAAUCAACCUUCUUGAAAAUGUUAUUUUAAUCAUUGGUCUUUAGAAUUAAGUCGGUGCCUUAUUCUCAAUGCAGCAGUCUGAAGGACGCCAUGAGAUAAAUGUGACUGGCAAAAUAGUUUUGCCAGAGAAAAGUGAUUUCUCAAAGCAACUCAAAAAAUAAAU
Messenger RNA from Gadus chalcogrammus (walleye pollock), 1260 nucleotides. RefSeq names its product MORN repeat containing 3 (gene morn3). Bases 411 to 1127 code for a protein of 238 amino acids. NCBI's taxonomy places the organism in Eukaryota, Metazoa, Chordata, Actinopteri, Gadiformes, Gadidae. The record is from RefSeq and is a predicted model, not a curated record. The transcript is spliced from 6 exons.